AUGUCUAUUCUUCUAGUCGACUCGUACGAUUCGUUCACGUACAAUUUGCGCCACCUUGUUGAAAAAGCGACAGGCGCACAUGUGCUGACAAUUCAUAACGAUUCAUACGAUUUCCCGCGUGAGAAGGAGUCUCUCGACAAACUAGUUGGAUCAGUCGAUGCUAUCGUGAUCGGUCCAGGGCCUGGAAAUCCCAAUUCUGCGCAAGACGUAGGCAUCAUUCCCUAUCUCUUUGAGGCAUUUCCGAAGACCCCGAUUCUUGGAAUUUGCCUCGGGUUCCAAUGUUUAUGUCUGGCGCAUGGUUGCACAUUAAAGUAUCUCGAGCACCCUGUCCAUGGUCAGGUCAGCAAAAUCACCCCGAUAGAUAAAAGCUCCAUAUUCAGUGGUUUUGAUUCAGAAUUCAAUAGCGUGCGAUACCACUCAAUCUGUAUUUCCACGGUAACUGACGACAUUAUGCCCCUCGCCUAUUCGGAGGACCAAUGUUUGAUGGCAGCCAAACACGCACAAAAUCCACAUUUUGGCGUCCAGUACCAUCCAGAGUCCGCCUGCUCGGAGAUGGGGAGCAAACUGGUAUCGAACUUUUGGGCGUUGGUUGAGAAAAGUGAGAGAGUUCCUAUUAAAGACUCGCACCUUUUGCAGAUAGAACCACUGAUCAAGCACUUUCAAACCACCUCGGAGUUCGACUACAAAUAUGAAAAACUACCCAAAGUCGACAUCAUAUCGGCAUGCGAGCGAUUUUCAGACUCGCUCCUGCUAAACAGUGCCGUGUCACCGGGGGAAUGGUCCAUAAUAGGACUACCUGAGCAAGGAAGGAGCCUGGUGGUUGGCAACUCUCGCGAAGCAGGGUUGUCUAUUGGAACUUGGAAGGGAGAGACAAAGUCUCAUCCAGACUCGAUGUGGUCCUAUAUUUGCAACUAUAUGUCCCAGCGGUACUACGAGCCCACAAUCGAUGACCCAGAGCUGGCGAAAUGCCCGUUUGCUGGAGGUUUCAUUGGGUUUUUGUCGUACGAGGAAUCUCUACCGUUAACAGUGAGCAAAAUCACUCUAGGACCGACUCCAAGCACCAGGCUCUGUUUCGUGGAGCGGUUCAUUGUCAGCAACGACAAGCACACGUUUGUGGUGUCUAUUCGGCCAGGAGACAGUCAUUGGAUACAGCAAGCAAAGAGUCAGCUGCAAACCAAUAAAAGACCCGGCUUUUUAUCCUCAGUGCAAGCCAAAGUGGAAAAGCCGGACAAAAAAAGCUACGAGAAAAGCUUUCACGACUGCCAGAAGUAUCUUCACACUGGAGACUCAUACGAGUUAUGUCUGACUCGCCAGACCAAAAUACACGUUCCGAAAACCAUUGCUCCAUGGGAAAUAUACAAAUGCAUGGUAAAAAACAAUCCCUCCCCGUACUCAUGCUAUCUGGACUUCGGCGACGCAAGGCUUCUGUCGACGUCUCCCGAGCGGUUCCUUAGCUGGGACAACGAGCUGUCUCAGAUGAGGCCAAUAAAGGGGACUGUGAAAAAGGACUCGCAACUGACCUAUGCCAGAGCCUGCGAGCUGCUGAAAAUACCAAAAGAGAUUGGAGAAAACCUCAUGAUUGUGGACCUGAUUCGCCACGACCUCUACCAGAUGCUGGAGAAGGUCGAAGUGACGAAGCUCAUGUCCGUGGAAGAGUACCACACUGUGUACCAGCUGGUUUCAGUUAUCGAGGGCCGGUUGCAAGACAGUGGCUACUCGGGAAUUGAUAUAUUGCGGCACUCUCUUCCGCCAGGAUCGAUGACGGGGGCGCCAAAAAAGCGCAGCGUGGAGAUUCUUUGUGACCUUGAGGACAGAAUCCCAAGGGGAUUAUAUUCUGGAGUGUGCGGAUACUGGUCUGUCAAUAAUCACGCCGACUGGAGCGUGGUUAUCCGUUCGCUGUUCAACUACGAAGACGAUAUUUGCUCGACAGAGACCACGAGAUGCUUCAGAUGCGGUGCUGGCGGAGCAAUCACAGUACUGAGCACGUGCGAAGGCGAAUGGGAUGAACUGAACUUGAAACUAGAUAGUGUCUUGAAAAUAUUUAACUGA
This is a messenger RNA of Ogataea angusta, 2049 nucleotides long. RefSeq lists its product as uncharacterized. The record is from RefSeq and is a predicted model, not a curated record. Gene Ontology annotation, biological process: L-tryptophan biosynthetic process. The transcript has a single exon. The coding region runs from base 1 to 2049 and encodes 682 amino acids. Lineage: Eukaryota; Fungi; Ascomycota; Pichiomycetes; Pichiales; Pichiaceae.